UUAGUGGGCGUGGGAUUUAUAAACUCCAUUCAUCCUUAUAAAUGAAUGCGAAAGAUCAUUCAAUCAUCAUCAUCACAAAAUCUCAAAAACCGCUUGAUAUAUAAAAAUGAAAUUUAUCAGGGAAGUAGUAUAUAGUUAGUAGAUGUCCGCUAAGAAAGGAUUAAAUUCUGAUCGUGGUUCAUACAAGUAAAAAAUCACCAUGAAAUAGAAUGAUCUGUAGCCAUCAGUGGCAAUGGAAUUUUGGUAAAGAUAAGCCGUCCCAAAGAAAUAGAAAUUCAUACCGCGUCCUGUUUCUCAUACAUCAUCGUAUAAUAUUAUAAAUAAUAUAAAUAUAAAAAAUAUCCAUACAUUAUAUUAAUUACAACAAUGAAUAUGUAUGUAUGUAUGAAUGUAUAGAUAUUUAAAAGGACUUUGUCACGAGUCCUGUCGAUAGUGAACAAGUGGGAAAUGUGGAAGUGAGUUAUCCAUUAAUCUAGUUUCGGAAAUAAGGGGGGAGGGUCAAUUUUCGUUGUUUUUUUUAAAAUGACAUAAUAAUAUUAAUAUGUAUUUUUAGCUUUGACGCUUUAUCGUAACCGUAAUCCACGCGGAUUGCGAUUGUUUGUUUUAAAAUAUUUACACGAAUUCUUUGCAAUUUAAUCCAAGUUGACAAUUUAAUGUAAUUUUAAUCCGUUUUGAAUGAUGAAUAGCUUCUUAUUUAAAAAUCGUAUAAAAAUAUGCGUAUAUAAAGCGAGUGCGUGUUAUCACGACACGUUCAGUCUGCAAGAUGAAGGUCUUCCUGGUUGUUGCCUGCCUGGCCUUGGCCGUCUCCGCCGAGUUUGAAUAUGAAUCCAUCAUCAUGAAGGAUUACCACGAGGAGUUCGGCAUUCCGCAAGCCGCCCGCAUCAAGGCUGCAGAAGAUGCUCUGGACUUCGACGGCUCCAGAAUUGCAGGCGGCACAGCUUCAGGUCUCGGAGCUCACCCCCACUUGGGUGGGUUGGUCGUCACUCUGACCGACAACCGUCAGUCUGUGUGCGGCUCCUCGCUCCUCACCAACUACCGGCUGGUGACCGCCGCCCACUGCUGGCAGCACGGCAACAGCCGCGGCAGACAUUUCACCGUGGUGCUCGGCUCCGUGCGACUCUUCCAAGGCGGCCAUCGCGUCAACACCAACAACGUCCAAAUGCACGCAUCUUACAACCAAAACACCCUCGCUAACGACAUUGCUAUCAUCGCCAUUCCCCGUGUUGGCUACACAAAUCACAUCAGAAAUAUCAACCUGGCGUCCGGAAACAACCAGUUCGCCGGCUCCUGGGCUAAUGUAGCCGGCUUCGGAAGAACCGGGGACGGAGCACAACACGGUAUCAGCAACAAUCAAAUUCUGGCUCACCUGGACGUGCAAGUCAUCACCAACAACGUCUGCGCGCAAACGUUCAGAGGCAUCCCCGCCUCCGUGCUCUGCGUUGGGACCUCCAACGGCCGCAGUCCCUGCCCCGGCGACUCCGGUGGCCCCCUGACCGUCGGCAGCGGCACCGGCCGCCAACUGAUCGGUAUCGUGUCGUUCGGACACGUCGACGGCUGCCAGCGCAACUUCCCCGCUGCCUUCCAGAGAAUGAAGCUGUUACUGGUCGUCGCAAGCCUGGCCCUGGCCGUCUCCGCGGAGUAUGGUCCUCUCAUGAAGGAUUACCAUGAGGAGUUCGGCGUGCCUCAGGCUGCCCGCAUCAAGGCCUUUGAGGCGGGGCUGGAUUUCGACGGCUCCAGGAUUGCAGGCGGCAGUGCUUCGGCCCUGGGGGCACAUCCUCACAUGGGUGGUUUGAUCGUCACUCUGACUGACAACCGUCAGUCUGUGUGCGGCUCCUCGCUCCUCACCAACUACCGGCUGCUGACUGCCGCCCACUGCUGGCAGCACGGCACCAGCCGCGGCAGACAAUUGACCGUGGUCCUCGCCUCCAUACGACUCUUCCACGGCGGCCAUCGCGUCAACACCAAUAACGUCCAAAUGCACGCAUCUUACAACCAAAACACCCUCGCUAACGACAUUGCUAUCAUUGCCAUCUCGCGCGUUGGUUACACCAAUCACAUCAGAAACAUCGGCCUCGCCUCCGGAAACAACCAGUUUGUCGGCGCCUGGGCCAACGUCGCUGGCUUCGGGAGAACCGGUGACGCUGCUCAACACGCUAUCACUAACAACCAGAUCUUGGCUGAACUGAACCUCCAAGUCAUCGGCAACGACGCGUGCCGUCGCGUCUACGGCAACUCCAUCCUCGCGUCUACCAUCUGCACGGCAACACCCGGCGGGCGCGGACCCUGCCCUGGAGACUCCGGCGGCCCUCUGACCGUCGGCAGCGGCACCGGCAGGCAACUGAUUGGUGUAGUAUCAUUCGUACAUCGCGACGGCUGCACUAGAAGCCAACCUGCGGGCUACGCCAGAGUCACUUCCUUCCACUCCUGGAUCAGCCAGCGUAUAUAA
Messenger RNA from Bicyclus anynana (squinting bush brown), 2446 nucleotides. RefSeq names its product transmembrane protease serine 9-like. NCBI's taxonomy places the organism in Eukaryota, Metazoa, Arthropoda, Insecta, Lepidoptera, Nymphalidae. The transcript is spliced from 10 exons. Bases 764 to 2446 code for a protein of 560 amino acids. Gene Ontology annotation, molecular function: serine-type endopeptidase activity. The record is from RefSeq and is a predicted model, not a curated record. Gene Ontology annotation, biological process: proteolysis.